GUAUUUCGGAAGGACUACCCUUGCUAAUAUUUAACCUCUUCCACUGCAAAGGGACUGGAUUUCACAACGGUUAAGGCUGAACACUGUGGGCUUGGUGCUGGAAUAUUAUGCUCCAGCUUGAAGGCACUAAGUGCAGUUUCCUCUUCUGCCUGGGAAUCUGUGUUCUCAUCUGCUCUGCCAUUUACUUGAAGGCCAACAUCUUGAGCGCACCCGCCACUCAGCAAAGCUUUGUCAGCUGCAGACCUUUCCCCCAGUACUGCACCGCACUCUUGCACAGGGGAGAAGACACAGAAUGGCAGCGGAGGGACUGCCUGGCGGAGGGCUACUUUCUGUCCGGCCAGCUGAACUGCUCCCGCAUGGUGAAGGAGCUUCACUUCAUCACCAGCCCGCUGAGCAGGGAGGAAGAGGAGUACCCCCUGGCCUUCAUCAUCACCAUACACAAAGAGCUGGAGAUGUUCGCGAGGCUCUUCAGGGCCGUCUACGCCCCUCAGAAUGUGUACUGCAUCCACGUCGAUGAGAAGUGCCCGCUCCAGUACAAAACCGCCGUCCUGCGCAUCGCUGCUUGCUUCCCCAACGUGUUCCUGUCCUCGGUGAGUGAGAAGGUGACGUACGCCGGCUUCUCACGCCUAAAGGCCGACAUCAACUGCAUGAGGGACUUGGUGAAGUCCCCCGUCCGCUGGAAGAGAGUCAUUAACCUGUGCGGCCAGGACUUCCCGAUCAAGAGCAACCUGGAGCUGGUGCGGUACAUGCAGAGCAAUAAGUGGAGGGACAGGAACAUGACGCCGGGCGUAAAGCAGCCGUCCUCGAUGAGGUACCGCACACAGACACAGCACAGGGAGAUCAGGGGCUCCUACGUAGCUCCCAGAGGCAAAGGGCACAAGAAAGGCCCUCCGCCACACAAAGUGCAGAUCUACUUCGGAACGGCCUACUACUCCCUGACCAGGCCAUUUGUGGACUUUGUGCUGCAAAGUCAAGUGGCCAGAGACCUACUGGAGUGGUCCAAAGACACCUACAGUCCCGAUGAACACUACUGGGUAACGCUGAAUCACAUAAAAGAUGCACCAGGAAGUCACAUAAAUGGAGGCUGGGAAGGGGAUAUUCGGGCAAUAAAAUGGAAAGAUCAAGAAGGAACUUCACACAACGGGUGUAAAGGAUAUUACAUCAGGGAUAUCUGCAUCUAUGGACUUGAGGAUCUGCAGUGGAUCAUUGACAAGAACAGCAUGUUUGCCAACAAGUUUGAGGCAAAGACCUCCCCUGAGGCCUUAGACUGCUUGGAACAGUGGCACCGCCAGAAAGUUCUCCAGCAAGCAGAGGUUCCUAUUCAGCCAGACUGGCAACUUGCUAUUGAGACUAACAAGGUCCCAAAUGCCUCGACAGGGCCUUCUUAGCUCCAAUGAUUUCC
Molecule: messenger RNA, 1402 nt
Organism: Megalops cyprinoides (Indo-Pacific tarpon)
Lineage: Eukaryota; Metazoa; Chordata; Actinopteri; Elopiformes; Megalopidae
Gene: gcnt7
Product: glucosaminyl (N-acetyl) transferase family member 7
Exons: 4
Coding region: 108-1388 (426 amino acids)
Cellular component (GO): membrane
Molecular function (GO): acetylglucosaminyltransferase activity
Source: RefSeq, a predicted model, not a curated record